AUGGACAUUGCAGAGCUGACGGAACUGCGCCAGAAACAUCCGGAGACUGAGAUUGGAGAGCGGUGGGAAGCACGGCGGGCAGAGAAUGCCAUCCCGCAUAAACGUGUCACCGCCAGCCAUAUGGAUGUCUCGGCCUUCAAGCAGAAGGAGAGCUAUUUCGACAAGUUCGAAGAGCUUGACUGGUACCCCUUGGAUUCCUACAUUCGGAAGGUGGCAGGCGAUGCCGUGCUUCGCAAUUUGGCUUCCGAGGCUCAGAAGAUCGAAUUUGUCACCAAGGAGCUUCGGCAAAAAAUCCAAUAUGACAAUGGAUCGCCAGGGGUAACAGUCCGAGUGCAUGAUGAUGGCAGGAAAAGGAUCAAUGCCGGCACCAGGACUGGGCUCACCAAGCGGCAAGACUUUCAGGCCGCAGACACCGAGGGUGUGGAGCAAAUCUUUCGAACCUACCAGCGGGGCAGUGGAAACCUAUUCUCUCAGGCGAUGUCUCUGGAACGUGUGUCUGAACAAUUCCAGCUCGCUGAGUGCGAGGAGGACGCUGACAUGCUACGAUCAGACCAGGACAUUGACGACUGUGAGCCUUCCUUGGCCUUGACCUUCGACGUGUUUGACGCAGAGAGUGCUACACCCAUGCCAAGCAACACCCACUCCCACCGCGGAAAAGGCAAGGGCGGGAAGGCAAAGCUGGCUGCAGUGAUGCCAAAUGCGGAUGAUGAUGUCGUGAUGGGUGGGGGUGGCUUCGAAGACCACCGACCAAUGGAGCCAGAUCAAGAAGCAAAGGGCAAAAAGGGUGGAAAGGGGAAAGGCAAGAAAGGCAAGGACCAGGCUCAGGUGAUUCCAUCUUCCGCUUCUGGCCCCUUGCAGAAGAAGCAGCUCGAGGCUUUGCAGAAGGCCCAAGAUCUGCUUAACAAGACCAAGCCAACUUUGAGCGAUGAAGCGAUUUGGAACAACAAUACGCGGCGCCGGGUCAUUGACGCUGCGAUCAAAUCCCUGACCACUGCAGAUGGAGCCCUCCUUCCGAUUGUGGACAUCUACAAGCCAGCCGAAGAAUUGAGCAGGGCGAUCACUGCUUGGUGCGACAACUUGGAGGUACGCUUCACAUUGCUUUCCAGCUUUCGAUCUUCGCCCUUUCAGUACUUGGUUGCUGGCAAUUUGGAUGACGCAACCUUCAACCAGCUCUUGGCAAUGCAAACGUCGAUGCUGAGCACAUUGAUCACCCAUGUGGCGAGCAUUGCGUUAAAGGGGAUUGAGCAGGAUGGCGCUAAAGGGGCUGAGGCUGCUCAGCGCUUUUUCAAUGUGAUUUCGUGCAGCAAUGAGCGCAUUUUGUCCGUUGGCACCAUCCAGUCAAAGAUUGCACGUCAAUCCGGAGAUAACGUGACUGAGAAGAACGCGGAGCUUGGAUCAUCAAUCGCUAGCAGCUUGCAGAUGCAACUGAUGGCCUUGUACUACGACCGCCUCUUCCGCGCGAAGAAUCCAGAGAAGUUCCGGCAGUGCCCAACUCCCAAGUUCGACAUCUCCCAGUUGAAUCCUACUUGGAAGCCGCCUCCAACUGAGUUGGGAUCGAAGGCCGAGUACUGCACUGGGAUUUGCUUUGACGUGCAAGUUCUCCGAACUAUGCUGACCAACUGGGAGAAGGCUUCGCAGCUCGAACUCUACAUUGCCAAGAUGUCGGUCCAGCUGAAACCGGUGCUUUCGGUGCGUGUGCAAACGCUCUUGCCACUUUGGUCUGGGAUGGAAGCUGCAAGCAAGAAAGCUGUCUCGCCAUCUUCCAUGUCUGCCGAAGCAAAGGUUGCCAUGAAUGCGGUUUCGACGGAGACACUGGAGGAUGUGAUGCAGAAUAAGGACAAUUUCCACAAGUUCCUGGAGACAGAGACUUGCCCUAUAUAG
Cladocopium goreaui is the source of this 1881-nucleotide messenger RNA. The record is from the annotation of a GenBank genome assembly. NCBI's taxonomy places the organism in Eukaryota, Dinophyceae, Suessiales, Symbiodiniaceae.